Messenger RNA from Cyclospora cayetanensis, 7827 nucleotides. RefSeq lists its product as uncharacterized. The coding region runs from base 1 to 7827 and encodes 2608 amino acids. Gene Ontology annotation, cellular component: epsilon DNA polymerase complex; nucleus. NCBI's taxonomy places the organism in Eukaryota, Apicomplexa, Conoidasida, Eucoccidiorida, Eimeriidae. Gene Ontology annotation, molecular function: DNA binding; DNA-directed DNA polymerase activity; zinc ion binding. The record is from RefSeq and is a predicted model, not a curated record. The transcript is spliced from 32 exons. Gene Ontology annotation, biological process: leading strand elongation; base-excision repair, gap-filling; mitotic cell cycle.
AUGAGCCUCCGCAGUCGGGCUGGGAGGUCGGGGGGGGGCCCCCCCGAGGGAGCUUCCAGUGGGCCCCCAGGCAAUGCAGCUUGGGGAACCGCAGAAAGUGCGGAUUUGGAGGACAUAGGAGGGGCCUCCCGAGGAGGCUUGCGACGUUCUCGCCAGGAGAUGCGAACGGGUCCUUACGUUCAACGCCGUGCGAUUCUCAGAGCAGGCAGUAGUGGCACGGCUGGUGGGGAUGACUCCCUCUCACGAGGGCCCCCCUCUGCACCAGUUCCCAACACCAACGCUGCUGCAUGUUCCCCGCCUCCCCCCCCCGAGGAGAGGACGACACGCUUGCCUGCUGCGGGGGUUCCCCGCUUCAGGCAGCCAUGCAGCAGCAGACGCGAUGCCUUGCCGGAGGGGAAGAAGGCGCUCUUCCCACACAAACGCUCGAGUGCAGUGCCUGGCCGCACAGUCUUGGAGCGGCAGUUUGGCGUCGAAGUUUGGGCUUCUGAGGGUGAGAGGGUCGGAUAUUUAUACAACAUUACGCAAACAACGGCCCAACUAAAGCCAAAAUGCCGCUAUACGAGAGGCGGCGGCUACGGAACACGCCCCUGCGUUGAAGUGACUCGAGCGCCUGUAGAAGACCUCUCAGAUCCUUCGCACUUAGCGCGGUAUGGUCCUGGUGAUCCUGCAACUUCCUGUGAUGCCUUCGGAUCGUUGAAGCGAAAGCGAGAUUUCCUCCGCCUCUCUUUCCCUACCGUCAAGGAGCUGGUGGAAGCAAAGCAAGACCUUGCUAGGAUAGUUCGCCAAAACGCCGCUGCCUUCGCGAAAGCUUCUAUCACCUCCCUGCGCAGCUUCCCUUUGGGGCAGGAGAAAGAGCUGGCAGAUGCAAACGAUGCCUCUUCGAGGAGUCGUGGAGGGGCAGCUAAGGAACCUUCUGCUGCCGCGGAUGCCACAGAAAUGAUCGAUGAAAUCUUCGAAGCAGACGUUGUCUAUCUAACAAGGUGUGCAAUUGAUCUCAACAUCCGGUGUGGCAGGUGGUAUCGAUUGACACGUUCCAGCGCUUCUUCCUGCAGUCACGCAGAACUCCACCCUCUGGAAACUUCCGCCUCUGCCCCUCUCGGCAUCUUAGCCUUUGACAUCGAAUGCUACAAAGCUCCCCUCAAGUUUCCAGACAAAGAGACAGACCCCAUCAUCCUCAUUUCCUACAUGCACAAUCAGCAAGGUUACCUCCUCGUAAAUCGCUCCUUCCUCUCCGCGAACAUCCCCCCCUUUUCCUUCGUUCCCACGACCGAAUUCAAAGGGCCUGGGCCGUUCGUUGUCUUCAAUGAGGCAGAUGAAAAAGCCGUCUUAAAGCGCUUCAUCGCACACGUGAUCAAACUGCAGCCUCAAGUCAUCGUCACAUACAACGGCGAUUCUUUCGAUCUCCCCUAUGUACUCCGAAGGGCUCAGCUGAACGGCCUCAAUCUUUCGGGAUCUUUAGGCCUCAUGGUUGGACCUCCUGACGAUGCAAUUGUUGGUGCUGGCCCUCUCAUUCAUUUAGACUGCUUCAAAUGGGUAGAAAGAGACUCUUAUCUUCCUCAGGGGUCCCGCACGCUCAAGGCCGUCUGCAAAGCAAAACUGCGCUUCAAUCCGGUGGAAGUAGACGCCGAAGAUAUGGUGCCUUUAGCUUCUUCAGAUCCGCAGCGUCUUGCAGUGUAUUCGGUUUCAGAUGCCGUGGCCACGUAUUUGUUGUACGAACAAUUCAUUCAUUCAUUUGUGCUUGCUAUGAGCUCCAUUAUCCCCAUGAAUCCCGAGAUGGUUCUUAGACAAGGUAGUGGGACCCUCUGCGAGAGUUUGUUGAUGGCAGAAGCUUUCGCUGGCAGUGUUCUCUUCCCAAACAAACACAAACCGGAGCUCAUGAAGUAUUGGAGACAUCCAGAGACGCAAAAGCUGCACCUCAUUCUCGAAGACAGCUACGUUGGAGGCAGGGUAGAAUCUCUCAAAUGCGGAAUCUACAGAAGUGAUCUUAAGGAGGUUUUCUCGUUGAAGCCACGCGCAUAUGACGAUCUGCUGCAGUCUCUUGACUCCGUGUUGGGUCUAUGGCUCGAUUCAGAAGCUAAGGAGACUCCUCUAUCGCCUGCCUCUUUUGUGAACUGGGAAGAAAACGUAAACGACAUACGGCAGCGACUCGAGAUGCUCCGAGACAGCCCCUCGCUCAAGGCCUUUCCCCUGCUGCUGCAUCUCGAUGUUGCUGCGAUGUAUCCCAAUAUUAUCCUCUCGCAACGCCUCCAGCCACCAGCUAUCAAAACAAAACAGCAAUGUAGAGAUUGCCCUUGGUAUGAAUACGCGUCUGAAUGCCAGCGAUUUCUUCCUUGGAGGCGGAAGCUGGAAAUAAGCCCCGCCGAGAAGGGCACUAUUCUUGCGCUUCAGCAGGAUUUGCAGACGCGCAUGCAUCAGCCUGCAGCGGAGGUUAGGACGGGGAAGGGCAGAGGCAGCUGGAAGACGAGCAGUCGAUCGCAGUUUGCCUCAGAGCCGCCCCAAGGUUCUCAAGGCGAGUCUCAUGAAGCAGCUGACAGCACUGGAAGUGGCAGUAGCAGCGGCGGGGAGGAGGAAGAAGACAACGCCUUCGAGGGAGGAGAUCGAAUUGGGAAGGGAGAUACUGCAAGCCUCAAGUCGUGGACGGAGUUGACAGACAAGCAGAAAUACAUGGCGCUCCUAAAAGCCGCGAAAAAGUAUUCGCAAAAAGCGCACAAGAAGACGAAAAUACAAAAGGAGGCGGAUGAGGAAGCGAUCGUGUGUCAGAGGGAGAACCCUUUUUACGUCGAGACAGUGCGCGCUUUCCGUGAUCGAAGAUACGUCUUCAAGAAGCGGCUAAAGGAGGCGGAGAGGAAGAAAGAGCAGCUGGAGGCUCAUGGAGGAUCCUUUCAGGAAAAAAAGGAGGCGGCAGACAUGGUGCUGCUGAACGACUCGCUACAAUUAGCUCACAAGUGUAUCUUGAACUCAUUUUACGGCUACGUCAAAAGGCCAGGAGCCCGUUGGUUCUCUAUGGAGAUGGGGGCUGCAGUUACUAAGAUGGGGGCAGACAUUAUUCAGGCUGCCAAGGAGUUGGUGGACGGCGUGGGGAUGACUGUAGAGCUGGACACGGACGGAAUAUGGUGUCUUCUUCCCGAGCAGUUUCCGCUGGAGUAUGCUUUUACUUUGAAGGAGGGUUCUGACGGCAGCGGCGGCAAGGAAAGAGCUGCCAAAAGAAAUUUACGGUUUGAAUAUCCGACGUGGAUUUUGAAUAGCCUCGUCUAUGAGCGCUUCCAGAACCCUCAGUUUCUCUCAUUCGACGCCAAGACGCGGCAGUUUACGCGCAAAGUUAAAAACGAAGUUUUCUUUGAACUCGAUGGGCCAUGGAAAGGCAUGCUUUUGCCUGCCAGCGAGAAAACGGACUCCCUCCUUAAGAAGCGGUAUGUGGUGUAUGGCUCUGAGAAUCGGAUUGCCGAGUUGAAGGGCUUUGAGUUGAAGCGGCGUGGUGAGCUGGAGCUGAUUCGUCAGUUUCAGCAGGAGCUGUUUCCAGUGUUUAUGCGUGGUUCCUCAAAGGAGGAGGCCUAUGCCUUGGCAGCUGCGGUGGGAGAGAAAUAUCGGCAUUUAAUUAGUUCUAGAGGCGCUCCUUUGAAGACGGAAGCCGAUCUGCAACGACUGCUGCUUGCGCGGAAGGUUCUGGGGAAGAGCGUGCAGCAGCAGACGCUCGCGAAAAGCAUGAGCAUAACAACGGCAAGGCGAUUAGCGGACUUGCUGCAGAACGAAACGUAUUUGAGCGAAGCACCUGUUUCAACGCAAUAUCUCGUUGUUGCACUUCCGCCAGGAGCAGAGAAAACUGCCCGUGCCAUCCCUGUCCAGCUGCUACAGGCUUCUGAACGCACACGACUGCAUUACGUGCAGAAGUGGAUGGGAGUUUCUGCUUCUGAUGCAGCCCUCAUUGCGAACGACUUCAAGCAAGUAGUCGACUGGAAAUACUACGGCGAGAGGAUGGAUGUGCAGCUGCAAAAGCUCAUCUGCAUCCCUGCGAUUCGACAAGGCAUCACCAACCCUCUGCCAGGCGUGGAGGUGCCUCAGUGGCUACGGAAGCAACAGGCAGCCAACGACGAGCGCCAACAGAAGCUGGAAGCUUUCUUUAAACCCGUCUAUCAGAUGAAACAGAAGCAACAGCAGGAGCAGGAGAGACAGAUGCACCGGCAGCAGCAACAGGAGAGACAGAUGCAGCAGCAGCAGAAGACCGUCUCCUGCAACGAUCGCAAUGUUGCAGCAGCAGGCGAUCCAGAUGUUUCUGCUGUUUCUGCUGCUGCUGCUGCUCGACAGCGGCAUCUAGAACUCCAAAGGAAGCUGCAACAACAACGCAAAGUCGAGGCUCAGCUCUACAAAACAGAUUUCAACAAGUGGAUUGCUUCUCAACGGAUGCGAUGGAAGGAAAUUCGAGAGGUCAGUGGCGAGCUGCCCUACUGCCAGUGUCUGCUACUACGUGGCUGCAGAGCGCCUUCUGGAGCUGUGUCACGUUCGCUAGCAGCCUCUGCUUAUUUCAAGACUGCGAAUAAGGCUACUCUGGCGGCUGCAGAGACGCUUAUGCGGAGAGCUCGGCUAACUGCUGAGGAUUUCAGCACGCUUCUCACCAAUCGAUGGGAGGUUCUUGAUUUCUUCAGAGACUCUGAGGAUCCUGGAUCUUUUACCCUUCGAUUUACGACCCCCAAGUCUACGCGCUUCUUCUCAGUGCCGAUGCAAAUUUAUCGACAGCUAUAUUUGCCCCUUGACUUCGCGUUCCUUUCGAGGACUGGGCACGUCAUGGAAACCCACACAACGGAUCUAACGAAUGUGGUGGAAUCGAGUGGUGCGUUCUCUUCUUUGGCCUUUUCGAAGGCUGCUGCGGUCUCUACGGCGAAGCCUCUCAAGAGCACGCUUCCUGCCUACUUCUCUGGGGUGUCUCCCCUCGUUGUUCACGUGUUUCACUGCCGACGGCGGGGGGGAGGAGCAGCGCGGCGUUCGCAAGGGCCUCUAGACACGCGCGAUGACUGUGACGGCAUCUUUUGUGCCGUUUAUGAAGCGCAAAGGGGUGGCGAGGCAGAGCUGCUUCCGCCUGCAGCUGCCAUCUUUGUCGGGGGAGUCGUUGAAAGAGAGUCUUUUAGCCCUUGGCGGGUUCAGCAGGAGCUCCUCGAUGCGGCGUUGCAGCAGCACGCAGACCAACAGAGGCAGGGGGCACCCUGCCGCUUCUUCUGCAGCAGCAGCACAGGCAGCAGCAGCAGCAGCAGUGCAGCAACAGCAGCGGCAGUCGCGCGCGCUCAAAAGAAGGACGUUGCUCAAACCCUUAAGGCCCUCGAGGAGUAUUUAUUCCAGAAGCAGCAACAGCAGCAGCAACAGCAGCAGCAGGGGGGGGCCCCCCUGAAGAAGUACAUGGUGUUGCUCGUGUCGACGCUGCCUCUCAACGAGCUUGGCGAAUGGGCAAGUGCGCCUUUGGCGAGUCGAACGCCUUCCCGCGGACCGCAGCUGACACUGCCUAUCAUCUCCUGGGAGCAAGUGCCUCGCAGAUUGACGCGGCUAUCGCGAACAUCCUUUGCAGAGUUAGCCGUUCGGGAGUCUCAGACGCUGCUGCUGCAGCAGUGCCAGCUGUACGACGCUUCGCUGUGGCUCUCUCGCACGCUGUGCUGCCCGUUGGGCUUUGUGCUCCGUGGAAUCGCCUUCUCAAAAGACGCCUCUGCGGGUUCUGCCGCUGAGGCUUUUCUGGAUAUAGAGACCUCUGGAGGUAGAGCUGGAAGCGCUGAAGGAGGCAGCCCUCUGCCUCCCCCCUUGGGGGGCCCCCGGGGGCCCCGGGAGACCUUCCGCUUCCUCUAUGACAGUUUUUACGCGCAAAUUCUGAGAGCGCAACGCGGCAUUCUGUGGGGAGGCAGCAGCACGAGCAGCAAAGACGCCGGCCUGUGCCUUCGCGAGAAGGAGCCAGACUUGGGGUGCUCUUCUUUGGGAGCCUCAGCGUAUGAAGACUUCGAUUUAAGCGAACGCAAAACAUCCUUCGCGAAUCCUGGGAUCUACAGAGCAAUAUGCUACGCCCUCUCUCUCGGCGACUCGCUUAUUUUCAACAGCGUGCGCCUCGCGGAAAAAGUGGACCCGGAGUUUCUCGGAGCCUCUGAUUGGCUUCGACGCGAAGCGGAUACGCUGGCUGCCGCGACAACUGCACCGGAAGCAGAAGGCGCAGCAGCAGAAACAGCAGCAGCAGAGGCACUGCCUGCAGCAGACAAGGCACUGGGUGGCUUCAACUCCCCCACGCAGUUUUCUCCUGCGGCCUUCAGGGUCUUAGGCUUUGCACUGCAGCGCCUCUUCGCCUGCCUGUAUCUGUUGGAGCAGGGUGGGGGUGCAUCAAGAGCCAUAGGGGAUGAGCCUCAGGGAGCUGCCCUUCGUUUGCUACAGCAUAUUCCGGCAUCGUUUUAUUCGUGGAUUUGUGAUCGAGGGGCCCUCCUCUUUGAUCCAGCCCUGAAAAUCAAGGUGCAACGACACGCCGAGUUGUACCUCGCGUUGUUGCUGAAGGAGCUUUCGAGCGGCUCAAACUUGGAGAUCAUCUCCGCGAACUUGCGCGGUGUAAUCGUGUCGACUCGGGUGGUUGCUGCAGCAGCAGCGCAGCAGACGCUGCAGCAGACGCUGCAGCAGCUGCAUCAGCACCCUCUCUUCGAUUCGCUUGUUGUGGCUCCGAAGGACAGCUACGUGGCGGUGCUGCAGCUGGACGACAUAGACUGGGUAGGAUACAGGGAGUUCGUGCCUCUGGAAGGAAGCAGCUCGAAAAGUGGCUACGGCAGCGCCUCUGGUGGGGAGGGGGAGAAUGAGGAGGAGUGCGAGGGUGUCUGCGAUCGGCUUGGAGGCCUGCGCUGUCUGCCGGAGCCACUGGCUUGUCUUCUGCGAGCGAGCAUCGACAGAGCGCUUCAGCUGCCGCUUUUGCAACUCUUGCAUCAGCUCAGUGCGUAUGCCGACGAUUUCUUGCCCAGUGAAAGCGGAGGCAGCCUGCCCAGCAGCGGCCUCAUGAUGCUUUCAAAAGGCGAAAUCGCUCUCAAACUAUCCGAGCUCGCGGUGCGGCUCUGGUUCGCGCCUGGAGAAGAUGCGGGAUGCCUCAUGGACUCCAAGGAAAACUGCGCUGAUUCUCGAGAGUGUUUCAAACCAAAAAAAGCGAAAACCUUCUUCGAUAAGCUCAAGCACUACAUCCGAGACCCCGUUGAACUCAUACGGAAAUACGGAACCGCCAGCGCCGUGCGGCAAAGCAAAGAACUCUCGUUCAGGUGUCUGUGGGUAAGAGAUGUGCAGUGUGGCGCCUGCGGCUCUGUGCAAGACGUCGAUCUCGUCUCUGCAUUGCACGAAGAAUCGGGAGAGACAGAGGAUCACGAAGCGAUUGCCAUCAAAAUUUGGGCGGUGAGUGGGGAGGAGGAAGGGGGGGGAUUCUUUUUCAACGGUGCUGAGGGAUGUUUCCGUUCGUUUCUUGAGGUGGCGAUAAGGGGCCUCCAAAACAGCUGGAAAGCUGGUGUAUACGGAGGGUGCGCCGCCGGUGCUCGGGCUGUAUGCAGCAAGUGCCCUUCGUGCAGUGCCCCUCUGGAGGACGCUGUGCUUGAAGCGCAUCUUCUCCGCGGUCUGCAAGAAUUGCAUUACGCCUUCCUGGCGCAAGAUCUGUACUGUAUUGGCUGCCAAGCCGUCUGCGUGAGUCAUCUUCGGGAUAAAUGCAAGUGUGGGAAGCCCUUCAAGGCACGUCUGAGUCCAAAGACUUGGGAAGACUUUGUCAACACCGCACAGGAAUUCGCAGUGGAAAUGGGCUUUGAAACGCUGCAGUCCUGCCUGGUUCAAAUCCAGGAGGCAUGGAGCUAG